Molecule: messenger RNA, 1103 nt
Organism: Chrysoperla carnea
Lineage: Eukaryota; Metazoa; Arthropoda; Insecta; Neuroptera; Chrysopidae
Product: ATR-interacting protein mus304
Exons: 5
Coding region: 54-1103 (349 amino acids)
Biological process (GO): DNA damage checkpoint signaling; DNA repair
Source: RefSeq, a predicted model, not a curated record
AUUAUUGAUGCAAAUUUUUAGGUUAAUUUGAAAUUUUAAAUGGAUUUUUAAUCAUGUCGAAGAGACUUGGAGGUUCAAAUUUUUUUAAAUCAAAUGAAGUUAAAAAACCUAGAAUUGAAAUAGAACAACCUGCUGUUAAAAAUCCUAGUCCAAAUGACGAUGUUUGGGGUGAAGAUUUUGAUGAAGAUAUUUUGACACAAUUAGAACAAAGUCAAUCAAUGUGCUUACCGUCGUAUAGUGAAUUCCAGAAAAAAGAUCAAAUAAUAACAUCCACAUUUAAACAUGAUUUCGCUAUUCCAAGUACAAGUAAAACAAUAUCGUCAUCUAAAAAUUUACCAGCAAAUAAACCAUCAAUUGCUAACAUUCCUCAAAAAUCAACGAAUAAUUUUAUUUUUCAAUCAAACAGUCACUUGACUUUUAAAAGAAAUUCAAGUAUCGAGAAUUUAAAUUCAACUCAAACCAUAAUUUGUAAUAAUGAAGCGAAAAAUGUAUCAAAUGAUUUAUUGAAAGAAAUUGAACGACUUAAAGAUGAAAAUAAAAAACUUUCGGAAAAGUUUAUCACAAAAGAAGGCGAGGUAACAAUUUUACGAAAUCAAUUGAAACAAACACAGAAAACAAUUGAUACUAUACGAAUUGAAAAAAUGCAAUCAUUGGAAAAACAGAAAAUUGAAUGGUCUGAAAAAAUAUCGGCUUUAAAUACUAAUUUAAAUUCUGCUAAAUCUGAAUUAGAAAUUAAGAAUUUGGAAGUGAUGACAUUAACAAAUCGUUGCAGAAGUUUAGAAAGUGCUACAGUGAAAAAAAUUAAUAUUUUAUCACAAUCACAAGCUGAUAAUGGAUAUCGACAAAACGAUGAUUUUUCGUCACGAUUUAAUGCAUCAUUCACUGGCAAUAGUAAUAUCAGAAGACAUAUAUCACUCAGUACAAAGUCUAUUCAAACCCAAAACAUAAUGAAAGUAUCACGUACGGAUAUGUUUACAUUUUAUCCUCUAAGAAAAGAAAUACCGGAAGAUAUUUUUAGAUUACAUCCAAACAUAAGAAUAUUAAAUGAUAAUAAUAAUGUAAAUAUUCAAAGCUCGAAGGAAGAUCAUGAAGUUGGUAAAUAA